AUGACUUCAUCAACAACAGCAACACGGCCUGUCCGCAAGGGCGCUGAACGCAAAUCGAAAUCGGCCCGUGCAGGUGUACUGUUUUCCGUUCCGCGUUUCCAUCGAUACAUUAAAAAAUCGACACCUAAAAGUCGUGUAACGAUGGCAUCUGCAGUUUACACUGCUGCUGUGAUUGAAUAUUUGACUGCUGAAGUACUUGAACUUUCUGGUAAUGCAGCUAAAGAUCACAAAAAACAACGUAUUAAUGCACGUCACAUCUUUUUGGCCAUUAGCAUUGACGAAGAGCUUAAGAAGCUUUUGAACGGUGUAACAAUUCCUCAAGGUGGUGUACUACCUCAUAUCAAUUCAUUUUUAUUCAAAAGUAAAUCGGCCAUUGAUGAUAGUAGUACCAAAGCUCAAAAGUCGACUUCAUCCCUUUCGAAAACUGGCUCAGUUGCUCGUGCACCCUCAACUCUGGUUAGCAGGACGUCAUCGACAGGCGCUGGAGGUAAUAAACCGAGUUUAUCAUCAUCUACAAGCUUGAAGAAGGCAGCUUCUACAGUGACUGGAAAUACCGCAAGUUCAGCAUAG
Messenger RNA from Adineta ricciae, 570 nucleotides. NCBI's taxonomy places the organism in Eukaryota, Metazoa, Rotifera, Eurotatoria, Adinetida, Adinetidae. The record is from the annotation of a GenBank genome assembly.